CGAGAAACUGCACAGUGAUGCCAUGGGAGGAAAGUGGUCAGAAGCAUUUGAAAGAUGCAAGCAAGAGAGGGCGCUUUGGACAGCCAAGAUAACAGGGACGGGAGACACAGUAUUACACAUGGCUGUGUCUAGUGGGGAAGAGAAGGUGGUGGCAAACAUGGUUGAAUUCCUAGUUGAACAAGAGAAAAGUUUCCCCCAAAAUGAUGUGGUGGUUACAAUGGACGAAGAUGAUGGGGAAACGUGGAACAUGAAUACCGUUCUUAGUGCUGAAAAUGAUAGAAAAAACACUCCUUUACACUUAGCAGCAAUAGAGGGGUCUGUUGAAAUGUCCAGGAAGAUCGGUGGCACGGAUCGCUCUUUAAUUGCUCGCCGUAACAUCGCCGGCGAGACACCCCUUUUCCUAGCGGCUCUCAAUGGCCGCAAAAAAGCUUUUCUUUGGCUUCAUUAUCUGUAUGUGGGAAGCCAUGGAGUUUCUUCAACUGGCUUUGCUCACUGUAUAAGGGACAACGAAGAUACCAUUCUUCAUUGUGCAAUUGCAGAAGGGCAUGCUGGUGUGGCAAUCGAAAUAGUUCACCUUUAUAAAGAUCAUUUGAAAGAGAUGAUGAAGCGCAACAAAAAAGGGUUGUCUCCACUUCAUCUCCUAGCAGCAAAACGUAGUGCUUUCAAAAGUACUAGCCUCCAUGAAGUACCAAUCCUUGCUCUUCUAAUUUAUCGGUUGUGGAAAGUUAAUGAGAAGAAUCAGGCCACGACGCUUGAAGAAUUGCAAGCCAUGAAAGACAAAAAAAAUUAUGAAGGAAAAAGCAUUUUGGUCAAAUUUAUGAAGCGCGUCGCAUUAAUCCUCCUGCGGGUCGCCGAGGCAUUCCUGCAGUUAACAUGUUCUGACGCAGUCAUAAUUAGAUGGCGCAGUCCGUUUUCUGCACCCAAAAUGAAGAAGAUGCACACAAGGUGGCAUCAAAUAAUGACCAAACUCCUUCACCAUGCUUCCAAAGAAGAUAUGUCACAAAUAAUAUCAAGAACUGUCUCGGAGCAUCUUUCAAUUUCCCUUCAGACAGAAGAAGAUAACGAGCUGGAGUCAAUGCCCACACCAGCGUCUGGUACAAUAACAAUUGACACGCCCCUAAUGAUUGCUACCAAGAAUGGGGUGACAGAAGUCGUGAAGGCAAUUUUUGAAUUGUUUCCGUCGACGUUUAAAGAUGUGAAUACCGAAGGAAAGAAUAUCUUUCUAUUGGCUAUAGAAUAUAGGCAAACAGAUGUAUACUGUUUUUUGUGUAAAUGGAAAUGGCUAAAGGAAAGUCUGUCCAGCCAAGUAGAUAAGGAGGGAAACAAUGCAUUGCACUUGGCAGUGAGUCUCGAAUUUGACCCUAAUCGAGACAUUGGGGAAGCAUUCAGCAUGCAAAGCGAACAGCUAAGAUGGCUUUUUUUAGUGAUGAGGUCACUCCCCUAUGAUUUGUACACAAGAUACAAUAAAAAAAUGGAGACCCCGAGAGACAUCUUAGAAAAGAGUCGCAAGGAACUUAUGAAAAUCCAGCAAGAGUGGGUGGCUAAAACCUCACAAGCAUGUUCCGUGGUGUCAAGCCUUGUUGUAUCAGCAGCCUUCGCCACACGUACCAAUGUACCAGGCGCUUAUGAUGAGAACGGCUAUGCAAUCCUUAGAAACAAGACACAAGCACUCAAAAUUUUUAAAGAUUCUUCAUUGGUGGCCCUCUUCUGCUCUCUCAUUUCCACCAUCUGCUUCUUGUCUAUAGUUGCUUCUCCUUCUCAUCAAUAUUUUUAUGCUCGUACGUUCGUUCCUUCCCGAUUUUACUUUGCUUUGUACUUCAUGUUCGCCUCCAUUGUUUGUUUGUGGAUCUCUUUCUGUGCCGGUGAUUUCUUCUUGCUCCAUGACAACACUCAAAAAUUGCACAAGGCUCUUCCAACUUAUAUUUUGUUGUCAUCGGUCUUCAUCCUUAUUGUUGGCUCACAGCUCCCCAUAUUCCUUGAUCACAAAUUGUCUCGGUUUUUGUGGCCCACUCCUGCCCCUAGAAUCGCCCACAUUUCUCCCAUUCAGUACCGAAGAACCGAGAACAAGGAAAACGGACCAGAUCUGAACCACCGAAAUUAAGCCCAUCUCUUGUAUCAUUCAAAGAACACCUACCUUCAUCACUUCCAUUGGAAAAGCUUUUGUGUGAUUUGAUGUUUUUAUUUCUUUUCUAUUUCUAACAAUAUGUGUUGGAGGCAUACUCUCGCUCCAUCACGUACUGUAGUUUGAGUUGUAUUUUUUUUCAACCUCACUUAUAUUGCUUCCUCAUUGGUGGCUUUUGGGGUUCUCAUAAUGAUCAUCUUGUCUUAUUCAAAUG
Neltuma alba is the source of this 2336-nucleotide messenger RNA. RefSeq lists its product as uncharacterized. Gene Ontology annotation, molecular function: protein binding. Gene Ontology annotation, cellular component: membrane. The record is from RefSeq and is a predicted model, not a curated record. The transcript has 7 exons. The coding region runs from base 23 to 2101 and encodes 692 amino acids. NCBI's taxonomy places the organism in Eukaryota, Viridiplantae, Streptophyta, Magnoliopsida, Fabales, Fabaceae.